Messenger RNA from Solea solea (common sole), 1819 nucleotides. RefSeq names its product zinc finger protein 385D-like. The record is from RefSeq and is a predicted model, not a curated record. Bases 136 to 1317 code for a protein of 393 amino acids. Gene Ontology annotation, molecular function: nucleic acid binding; zinc ion binding. Lineage: Eukaryota; Metazoa; Chordata; Actinopteri; Pleuronectiformes; Soleidae. The transcript has 8 exons. Gene Ontology annotation, cellular component: nucleus.
AGCAGCAUCAGCGCUGCUGCAGGAGACACAGAGAGAAGAGUCUGUGGAGGAGAAGACGGAACGGCAAAUCUCUGCCCUGGACAUGAAAGAGACUUUUAUCAAGCACUGAGCAGUUGGAUCUCACCUGGUGCAGCCAUGUAUUUUGGUAACACGUGUCACAGUGUUACGCCGCCACUGGCCCAUCCUACGCUGUGCAGGACCCAGCCGUCCCCUGACCCAAAGCCCCUCCUCCCCUUCCACCUGCUGCCUGGAUUCACUGACAUGGAUCGCGCCCAUAAGGCUCUGACUGGUCCAGGCUUCGGGCUAACCUCGCCCCUGAAGAGGAAGACCAGUUCCUGUGGAGUCUGUCAACGCGGGUUCAACUCUGAGGUGCAGGCGUCGUUGCAUUGCAGUGGCGCCAAACGUGCAAAAAUGCUGAAAGCUGCGGAUGCCCCAGAUUCAAAGAUCAGGACCUCUGAACCCGUCGCCAAGGAAACCGCGACGCAGAUCCUCUCGCCGCCCUGCUCACAUCCCUCCAGCUCUGACACAGCAACAGGAGAACCCUCAGUCCUCAGCCCGACUGCCGAGGUGGCCCCUCUGUGCAGCGGCCCUACUGAAACUGUGAAAGCGCCGCCUGACACCUCCCUGUCACUCAGCCCCGGGAUGUCAGAGAGGGAGACACAAAGAGAUGACGACGUGGAGGCUGUUCCAGAGGAGGAGACCGAAGAGGAGAAAGCGAUGCGUCUUCUCUACUGCUCCCUCUGCAAGGUGGCCGUCAACUCUGCCUCGCAGUUGCAGGCCCACAACAGUGGUACCAAGCACAAGACCAUGCUGGAGGCUCGAAGUGGCGAUGGAGCCAUCAAGUCCUUUCCGAGGACGGGGGUCAAAGCCAAGUUGGCCGCGCUGUCUGAGUCGCCAACUGGACUCCAGAACAAAACUUUCCACUGUGAGAUCUGCAAUGUGCAUGUCAACUCCGAGACUCAGCUCAAACAGCACAUCAGCAGCAGGAGACACAAGGACAGAGCUGCAGGUAAACCAGCCAAACCCAAGUUCAGUCCCUACACUCCCACCCAGCGUCAACAGAGUUUCCAGGCAAUUCGAUUGUCUCUACGGAAGAAACAAGACCUGACCGAACCUCUGGGCUCGUGUCUUCUACAGCGGCAACUUUUUGUUGCUGCUGCCGCUGCCAUGGCAACGCUGGCCCCCUUCCCUCUCCGGUCCGCCUCGAACUCGAGCCCUGCCCUUUUUCAGAGUCAGCCCCUCCCGCAGGCGCUUCUACAUCCAGCCCCUGGACCCAUCUGCUCAACACACCCGCCAGUCCUGUUUUCUCCCUACUGACCACGUCAGUGCCUCAUUCAGCUCGGAACUGCAGGUGAAAACAGACCUGAGACCUGAACAGAUGUGAAAUAGAACAUCACUGAACUCCACGGUACAACAGAGACUGGUGGGCGUCAGGGACCAGGACUGAAGACUGGACCAAAACAACAGUGUCGGAUGGAGGAAGCGAGGAAACAACAAAUGAGUGAAAACAAGUCUUUUCUGAUGUGAGUGUGUGAAUGUGUGCGCACAGAUGUCGUCGCAGCUUCAUGCAGUGUUUGUGCUCUGUUCCAUUAACUCUAAAGUUUAAAGAUGAACUUUGCAGAGAUGCAGAAUUGUGAACCUUCAUGAUGACUGAAGCUGUGUUCAUCCAUCCAUCUUCUACCGCUUUAUCCUCCACAUGAGGGUCACGCUGGUGCCAAGUCACCCCCUGGACAGGGCAUGAGCAUAUGAAUGCCAAUCAAAGCAUGCUUGACUAAAGAUGUGUAUUAUUUUACAAUAAAGGAAAGAUGUGGAUACUCAA